CACGCUCCUCCUCUGUAUUCCGUUGGGAGACAUGAGAGAGGCCGGCUGUCGCGGUCUAGGACAGUGAAAGUAUUCCACAACGAGACUGUUCGUAGGAGCAGGCAGGCAUCUGCAUUCCCCAGGUGAAAGGUGCAUGUUUCAGUUCUGGGUCGCAAACCUACAGCCAAAACAUACAUACAAGGAUAUCCUAUCCAAGUGCCAGUGGAGAUGCUAAUCCUGUCAUGGAGAGAGUUGGCACAGCAGGAUGAGCUGCCUUGUGAAGGCUGGGACUGGGACGAGCUACACAGAUGGGAAAGACAGAAGAAGAGGCAGGGGCAGACGCCAGCAUGGCAUCUAUCGCUGACUACUACGCAGGCAAGAAUGUGCUGAUCACUGGCGCCACGGGCUUCAUGGGCAAGGUGCUGGUGGAGAAACUGCUGCGGUCCUGUCCAGAGGUCCGAACCCUCUACAUCCUGGUCAGACCCAAGGCUGGACAGUCCAUGCAGGAACGGGUCAGCGACAUGAUGAAGUGCAAGCUGUUUGACCGCGUGAGGGAGGACAACCCAGACUUCCACCAGAAGAUAGUUCCUAUCAGCAGUGAGUUGACACAGCCUGCCCUGGCCAUCAGUCCUGAGGACGUAGAGAGACUGACCUCCUGCGUCAACAUCAUCUUCCACUGUGCUGCCACCAUCCGCUUCGACGAACCCCUCAAACACGCCCUGCAGCUGAAUGUGAUUGCGACGCAGCAGCUCCUGAGUCUGGCUCAGCAGAUGCACCACCUCCAGGCCUUCAUCCACAUCUCCACAGCCUAUGCCAACUGCAACCGCAGGCACAUCGACGAGAUCAUCUACCCACCGCCUGUAGAACCCAAGAAGCUCAUCGACACCCUGGAGUGGAUGGAGGACAGCAUUGUCCGUGACAUCACACCACGCCUCAUCGGGGAGCGCCCAAACACCUACACCUACACCAAAGCCCUGGCAGAGUGCGUGGUUCAGAGGGAGAGCAGCAAGCUCAGCAUCGGCAUCAUCAGACCCUCCAUAGUGGGAGCCAGCUGGCAGGAGCCUUUCCCUGGCUGGAUCGACAACUUCAAUGGACCAAGCGGAGUCUUCAUCGCCGCGGGGAAGGGCAUCCUGCGCACCAUGAGAGCCAACAAUGAUGCGGUGGCGGACCUCAUCCCUGUGGACGUGGUCAUCAACCUGACCCUGGCCGCUGGCUGGUACACGGCAGUGCACAGACCCAAAGCAGCGCUGGUUUACAACUGCACAACGGGCGGCAUCAACCCUUUCCACUGGGGAGAGAUCGAGCACCAUGUGAUGUCCAGUUUCAAGAGGAACCCUCUGGAGCAGGCUUUCAGAAGGCCCAAUGCCAACAUCACCUCCAACUACCUGAUGAACCAGUAUUGGGUCCUGGUCAGCCACAAGUUCCCUGCCCUCAUCUACGACCUCUACCUGAGACUGUCUGGACAGAAACCCCAGAUGAUGCGUAUCUUCAACCGGCUACACAAGGCCAUCGGCCUGCUAGAGUACUUCAGCAGUCAGGACUGGGAGUGGAACUCAGAGAACAUGAACAUGCUGAUGAGCCACCUCAGCCCGGAGGACAGGAAGACAUUCAACUUUGACGUGCGUCAGCUGAACUGGCCGGAAUACAUAGAGAACUACUGCAUCGGCACCAAGAAGUACGUUCUGAAUGAAGACAUGUCCGACAUCCCUGCAGCCAGGCAACACCUCAGGAAGCUGAGGAACAUCCGCUACACAUUCAACACUCUACUGCUGGUCUUCAUCUGGAGGGUGUUCAUCGCCCGCUCUCAGAUGGCUAGGAACAUCUGGUACUUUGUGGUCAGCCUCUGCUUCAAGUUCCUCUCCUACUUCAGGGCCUCCAGCACACUUACCAACUGAUGACCAACUGACCGUUGACCAGCUGAACGCCCUGCUCACCUCAACCAGACCACACCCCUCAGAC
Molecule: messenger RNA, 1938 nt
Organism: Oncorhynchus keta (chum salmon)
Lineage: Eukaryota; Metazoa; Chordata; Actinopteri; Salmoniformes; Salmonidae
Product: fatty acyl-CoA reductase 1
Exons: 13
Coding region: 288-1874 (528 amino acids)
Biological process (GO): long-chain fatty-acyl-CoA metabolic process
Cellular component (GO): peroxisome
Molecular function (GO): alcohol-forming very long-chain fatty acyl-CoA reductase (NADP+) activity
Source: RefSeq, a predicted model, not a curated record